AGCGAAUGUCGUCAUGAGCGGUGGGUAGGAAUUAUAACGUUGGUGUUUAUAUUACUAUCUACUUUGUUAACUAAACACAUGGUUGACUACAGUGCAUUAUGUAUCCAGAGUGCCAAAUUUACGUUACAAAAUGAACUAUAACACGGCACUUGCAGGUUGCACACUUCCGGAAUCGGGCUGCUUUUCCGUAUCAAAGAGUUUAUCUUUGCUAGUUCGAGGCUCGUUAGCAUGCUAGCCAGCAGAGCGCAGCUUGUCUUGCAGUUUUACCGUUUCACGGAUUUGGGUUAAGCCGUUCAGAGUUUUGCUUAGCUGUCUCUUCACACAUACGGACACGUCUCACCCUUUGUUUACUCUGUAAAAAACGCAGAAAUGUAAUAUAAGGGCAACGACAUCUAAUUUAAGUUAAAAAGAGCUAGCGUUAGUCGUAAAACACAGUUAGCUAGCUUUUCUUUUUAGCUCGUCCGCUAGGAAGCUAACGCGUCGUCGUUGGUGUUUGAUUAGCACAUAGGCUGUUUAGCACAUUAGCUUCGCUAGUUUUAUUUUGAGGUGGCGCUGUCUGUCAGGCCGCGCGCGCAAACUGAGGGUGUCUUUUUUCCCCUCCUCACUAAAGACGAGCUCCAACUCCAAAUUUAAACCCACACUCUUUUGCAGAUUGCUGUGGCGUUAUCUUUCUCUAAAUGUGCUUACCUGGCUCAUUUUUACUAUAGGUUAGCUGGCUAGCUACAUUUAGCCAAUUCACUUGCUGCUACUAACUUAGUGCGACUUAAGUUUUCACAGAGGAAUAAGUUUCAUCGCAGAGAACAGAGUGACAUGAUAACAUGCCGAGAUUAAUACCAAUCUCCGCAUUUCAGUUUCCAACUAAUAAUUCGGCCACGUUUAGUAAAUAUAACGUUAGCUAGCUAUGUAAUCCAGUGGUCAUUCUUUAGGUGGUGGCUCGUAUUUAUGAAGUUAGCAAGCUAAGCAGUUCUUCAGUUUGAGGUUCAGGUGUCCGUGAAUAAGUAGGGUAAGCGAUGGACGAUUCGCAGACAAAGCGUUCUUUUUAAAGAAUUUUUAAAUGAGAUAAAGAAAAUCGAUUCGAAGUUUUCUUGAUAAACUGACCUGUUUUUGCAAUGCUUUUAACAUUGUUUGGGCUGCUUUGUUACGUGGAUUUCGUAGAUUCCUUGCAUGUCUUAAGAGUGCACAGGUGCUACAGGCAUGAUGUCGUUACCGGGUAACUGUCAAAUGCAGGAGCAGAUACCGUUCGUCGGGUCAUGAUGCUCCCGUAUGUGUCAAAUGCAUGAGUGCAUUUCGCGAACAAAAGUGUUUAUUCUAAACACUAUAUUCUCAGCAGUCACUUAUAUGGUGUUAUUUGUUUGCAAGUAAAGAUUGUGAACUAUCAACGUGGCCUUACUAAGCAGCUUUAUGGAACUCCUUUCUUAGAUUAAUAUACAAACUGACAGUACAACACCCUAAAAGGUGAGCUAGUGUAGGUGUAGGUCUAAGUUAUAGCUUAUAGAGUAAUGCUGGGUGGUACUGCUACUGGGUGGUUGGAGUAAUCUAAACGCAUAGACGCAUUCACAAAAAGUAAAUUUCUAAUAGACAGUAACGUGGGUCGUAAUGACCAUCACAGCAUCAUUGCCUUCUUGAUUCAUGUCAUCUAGGUAGUAACAGAUCAAAAGGACAGUAUGGCUACCACUGUUGCUGUCAGUCCCAGUGAAUACCUCCAGCCUUCUACCACCACCUCUCAAGAUUCUCAGCCCUCACCUUUGGCUCUCCUGGCUGCAACUUGCAGUAAGAUCGGCCCACCUGCGGCCCAAGCCCCUGUCAGCACUCCACCGGCCCAGCCAACAACGCGUCGGCUGCACCCCAUCAAGCCUGCUCCCAUUGCUCCGGCUCCUCCCAAGAAUAUGGCCUUCCUGUCACCUAAGGGAACUGUGCUUCAACUGCCUGCAGGCUUAGGUUCUUCAGGAGCCAGCCCCAUCCUUCUCACUAUCCAGACCCCAGCACGCCCAGCGGGCACAACUAAUACCAACAUCCAGUACCAAGUGGUGCCCCAGAUCCAGGGAGCCCAGACCAUUCAAAUGAUGCCCCAAGGUGGACAGAUCCAGAUCAUUCCUGGGACCAACCAGGCUAUUAUCACCUCACCUGUUACUGUGCAGGCUGCCACACCCACUCCUACAUCUGUGGCAACAGUGUCUGCUGCACAGAAGACAGUACCAAUCAAGCCAUCAACACAAAAGCGGCGGCAGAAUAAUGCUAACGUUACUUCUAACACUAACGUUGUGCGUCUGUCUGGUGGACUUGCGCUACCGCUCAGUGUUGCUACGGGUGAAGUGGGUGGAGCUCAGAUUGUUACAGAAUCAGCAGCUGCCACACCUCGGCAAGCGAAAGGAAAGAGGGGACGGAAGAAACAGGUUGCCACCCCACAGCCAGCCUCAACUCCUCCUGCUGAGCAAGUGGAGACGGUGCUGAUAGAAACCACAGCUAAUAAUAUCAUUCAGGCAGGGAACAAUCUCCUUAUUGUGCAGAGUCCAGGGGGAAACCAGCCUGUGGUACAGCAGGUGCAAUUGGUUCAGCAGAAAUCAGAACAGCAGGUGGUGCAAAUACCCCAGCAGGCUCUAAAAGUGGUGCAGGCUGCUUCUGCGACACUUCCCCCUGUGCCCCAGAGACAGCCAGCUACACCCAGUGUGCAGAUGACCCCCUCUGAACCCACACAGGUGCUGAUUAAAACAGCUUCAGGUGAGUGGCAGGCAGUGCAGCUGCAGAAGACCAUAGUUACGACUCCAACUACGCCGGCUACUACUGCCACCCCUACCACACUGACUGUCGUCAGUAAGAAGGCCCAGCCAGGGGCACGGAAAGAACGAACACUCGCAAAGAUCGCUCCUGCUGGCGGUGGUCCGAUAACGCUUAAUGCAGCUCAGCUUGCUUCAGCGGGUCCGGCUGUUCAGACCAUUAAUAUCAAUGGUGUUCAAGUACAAGGAGUGCCUGUGACCAUCACAAAUGCUGGGGGUCAGCAGCACUUAACAGUCCAGGGCGGAGGGCUACAGCUGGGCAGUGUGCAGACGCAGGCGCAGCCGCUGAAGGUGGACCAAACGCUUGCUCUUGAGCUGCAGAGCCAACCAGGCGAAAAGAAGCGGCGCAUGGCAUGCACUUGCCCCAACUGCAAAGAUGCAGAGAAAAGGCCGGGUGAGGUAGGCAAGAGGAAGCACAUAUGCCACAUACCAGGUUGUGAGAAGACCUUUCGGAAGACAUCUCUGUUGCGAGCGCAUGUGCGACUGCAUACAGGAGAAAGGCCUUUUGUCUGCAGUUGGGUCUUUUGCGGGAAACGCUUCACACGCAGCGAUGAACUGCAGCGACAUGCCAGAACGCAUACAGGAGACAAGCGUUUUGAGUGCUCAAAAUGUCAGAAACGAUUCAUGAGGAGUGACCACCUAACAAAGCAUUACAAAACACACAUCAACACCAAGAACUUGUGAACGUUUGAUUUUGAAAGAGAACUCUUAAAAAGACUCAUCCCUUAGGGUGGAAACAGGGAGGGGGCUUUUUAGUGGAGGACAUCCCCCCUCCGCCCGCACCCAAAUCACACAUGUGAUGUGUCCUAAACCAGGCCCUGUGGAGUGGUCUGUGCACACAAGCCCAAACUCCUCUUGUGUCUCCUUUUCCACUCACCCCAGUUUUCAAAGGGAGGGCCUGGCAGUCUAGCUGGGCCAGUACGCCACACAAGCUUCAUACGUGUCUCACUUGAAGAUGCAGAAACCUGACGCCAUGGCUGUGUAGUAUGGGAAGUCCUGUAUCACUUAGCAAGAAGAAGAGAGUGAGUGAAAGAUUGAAUCUCAGACAUGAAAUGCACCACCAAGUACUCCAGCCAAAAAGCUGUUUUCCUCCAUAUUUUUUUUUUUUUGAGCCUUUUGACUAGCGUGUAGCAGCUCAUGGACAGCUUUUAUUGUGUAAAUGUUUGCUUGCAUACACAAACCUACAUUUGUACAUACCUGGGCUAGUUUGAAUACGGAAAUGCUUGGAGUUUCUCUUUACCCCAGCCAAGGUUCAUUUCAGAAUCUUAACUGAAAAUUUUAACUCCACUUGGUUAAUUGGUUUCAGCGCUGCCAUAUCAAAACCUCGUAACUCCAUUUUUUUCAGGAUUUUAUUAUUUUUUUUUAAUCUAAAAAUUCCAGUUCAAAUGGACCAAUAGAAAUGGUCCAAAAUUACUUUAUAUAAAAUCUUGUUACAUUAACAUACAUUACAGGUAAGAUUUUUCCCCCGUUUCUUCGAUAAAGUUUGUAUUUCUGAGGUACGAGGUUUUGUUGCAACAGUGACGAUUUGGAAUUCAUUCAGCAGAUGUUUAGAAUGAAGAUAUUUUGCUGUGACUGGACAAUCAUGUCAUGAGUAUAGAACAGACUAAUAUGAAAUCAGUUGAUUGCAGCUUUAGGAACCAUGGAGUCACUCACUGAAAACUGCAAGCACAUACAGAAGAUGACUGUAUUUGAAAGACAGAAUUAGCUUAGUCAUGUAAGUAUGUAGAUGGUAUUUUAUGAAAAUGUAGAGUCAGUUACAAAAUCUGAUAUUCAGAUAGCAAGAUCACAUUACAACGUAUAUGCUACCUACAUCAUAAAAAUAUCAAUAUCCAAAAUCAAAGGAGAAUAGAAGAUAAAGAGCGGGAUGAUUUUUACAACUUACCCAAAUUCAAUGUUCAUUAUAAGGAGUUAGUGGUUUUGAAACACAGCCUAAGAGAUAUCCAAGCAUUUUGGAGUUUAUUCUAAUCAAGUUUAUGUAAAUGUUUAAUGUCCUGGUCCUCAAAAGUGCUUUAAGGGGGAAGUCUGUGCAUCUGUACUGUGCGUCUGAAUAUGUACAAUUGUAUCUUGGAGACCACAAAAAGUAGGAUAUUUGUUACACAAACGACUGCAUUGGCUGCUCCAGCCAAACCUGAGUGACGAGGACUGUGUACAGUGUAAAUGAGGAAAAGAAGUAACAUUGUAUAGUUUCAUUCCUGUAAUACACGAGGCUAUUAGAUGACCCUUUUAAUCAACUUAAUGUUGCCUUAGACAGCUGCACCACCUAUUUAAAGAUAUUUCUGUCUAAUUACAUGGAAUUGCAUUUGUAUAAUUGCUUUAUCUUUUGUCUAACUUGUAUUAAAAAAUGCCAAUUUUAUGUGCACUGACCAAAUUCAGGGUUUUAAUCGAGAGGUUAAAUUGAGUAUUUUGUUCAUGCACCAUGGCUUUAUUUUGUCAGAAUUGAAAAUGAAAAAAUACCCUCUUUCUAUAUUUCCUAGAUCAAUCCCACACCUAAAAGUCCCUGUCUCUGAAAGCCGAUGAUAGGUAACUGUGUUUGUAUAACUUACUGAGGUGCUUCAACCAGAGAGCUUGCUACUUUUUCUACAGUCAGCCCAUCUCGCCCAGAUUGACACAAUAAAGCGUUCAGAUCA
Colossoma macropomum (tambaqui) is the source of this 5401-nucleotide messenger RNA. It is a transcript of the gene sp2, whose product is annotated as sp2 transcription factor. The transcript is spliced from 8 exons. Gene Ontology annotation, molecular function: DNA-binding transcription factor activity, RNA polymerase II-specific; RNA polymerase II cis-regulatory region sequence-specific DNA binding. The record is from RefSeq and is a predicted model, not a curated record. Bases 1665 to 3458 code for a protein of 597 amino acids. Gene Ontology annotation, biological process: regulation of transcription by RNA polymerase II. Lineage: Eukaryota; Metazoa; Chordata; Actinopteri; Characiformes; Serrasalmidae.